This is a messenger RNA of Cladophialophora immunda, 1840 nucleotides long. RefSeq lists its product as uncharacterized. Bases 669 to 1346 code for a protein of 225 amino acids. The transcript has a single exon. Lineage: Eukaryota; Fungi; Ascomycota; Eurotiomycetes; Chaetothyriales; Herpotrichiellaceae. The record is from RefSeq and is a predicted model, not a curated record.
UUUCUUUUCUCUUUUUUUUUUAGCACAGUUUUUUUUUUCAUUUUCUACUUUUUUGGGAGGUUUCGGCGUUUUCUGAUUUUUUUGUGCGGCUUCUCUCUUCCAGCACGAUCCGGUCAAAGCACGUGAGAUUGGAUCCGACCCCGGAUGAGAUUGGAUACGACCCCAGAGCCGGCUUGAGAACCAGGACAAGGCGUGGAGAUAUAAACCACUGAAGGAUCCCCUUUUACACCCACCCAGUCCAACUUCUACGCUCGAUAUCGUUCGCGUCUGUAGUCACAAAUGACGCAGACUUUGAGUUGAGACGCGGCGGGGUCAACGGAUGUGACCGGGUCUGCUGAGCGUGGACGACGACGACAACCGCGAGAGGGAGAAUUUCGCUCGAGAGCGAGAGGAUUCUCAGCGCGAAAGACGACGAGUCGAGUCAAGGCUUCAAGAGGGGACGGCUAGAGGCCAGAUAUCGAGAGGACAACAGGACGAAGGGAGAGAGACCAUCAUAGCGACACGCGUUGCGCCGGCGCGACACGUCAUAGUCCAUGAUGGUCGGUUUGGCAUGCGUCGCCCCUUGAAUAUCUAGCGUGGCGGCGUCCGGUCGGCCGUCGAAAAUAUUAGGAUGGCGUUCCUCGAGAAAUUCGGUCAUUCGAGGACCAAAGAAGGGAGGUCGAUCGUGGAUGGAAUAUGCAGAAGCCAGGCUCCACAUUGCCUGUGGCUGGCGGGGUUGUUUUGAUGAAGGAAAGCAUGUUCCGCGGUCGAAUGGAGGAGGAUUAUAUCGCGGAGGGAUUCGAGAAAAGGCUCGGGUUUCGAUCCGCAAGAUUUCAGGGAUAAUAAAUAUCCCUAUCGCGGGAGGAAAGGUUUGGGCGGAUGAGGAUCGCCUGGAUGGUGAUUUUCAGGAUCAAGACAUGCCAGGUCAUGGCUAUGUGUCUGUCUUCGCCGGGGCGGGGUUGAGCAUUGCCAUCCAAUGGCCAACCACCAAAACAUUGGUGGCGCCCCGGCGGAGCGAAAAGGAACAAAAGGAUUCGGGAUGGAUUGGUGGAUAUAUUGGCUCGGAGGGUUGGAUAUGUGUAUCAGCCCCGAACGCCUCCUCAUCCACGGGCCGGAACCGAAGAGUCGGCGCUGCCCAGGAACGACGAGGGCGAUCCCAUCAUCAUCUCGACCUGUGGCCCUCUCCAGCUCCGUCAGCUGCUCUUGCAGCUCUGGGAUCGCCGCAUUGUCGUUUUGCAGGCGAUCAAUGUCGUCUCGCUGGAGGUCGUUGUCAUAUCGCAGGCGCUGAUUUUCAGCGGGCAGGCGGCCGUUCUCCUGGUAUAGGCGGUCAUUGUCGUGUUGUAGGAGUUUAUUGUUAUAUUGCUUGAGGUCAUUGUCAGCUUGCAGGUCAUCUCUUUGAUGCCGGGUAUCCUAACGCCUUUACGUCCCACGGUUACAGGCUCGCCUCCUUUUCAAGGGUUCUAACCGUCGAAAAGGAGACUCGCGUGUAAGCCCUUAUGGCGCCGUCUCAUCUCCUGUCUUCGGCACAGCCUCCACCCCGGGGGCCAACACCUCCGCUGCCAGCCCAUCGAAUAGCGGUUCCGGGCAGCCUCAACCCUCAGCUGAGAAUACGGUGUGCAAUACUCCCGAGCGCGCGGCGCCGAGUUUCGAGAGCGUGGCUGACGGCAUCACCGCGCCAGCCCUGAACGGGGUCGGAAAAGGAUUGGAACAUGGUCCGACAACGAUGUCCCUCAAUUGUGCGUGGUUGUGUGAUGCUGAUAAGGAUAAGGAUAAGUAGGUUAGAGAAUGCUGGGAAUGGUUAAGGCUGAUACCUUGGGAGGAUAAAGCGUACCAAUACACCAAUCUCGAUAUACUUGCUGCC